AUGGAGCUGACUGAAUUGCUCCUCGUGGUCAUGCUUCUCUUAACUGCAAGACUAACUCUGUCCAGCUCGGCUCCUCCUGCCUGUGACCCCAGACUCCUAAACAAACUGCUUCGCGACUCCCACGUCCUUCACGGCAGACUGAGCCAGUGCCCAGACUUUAACCCUUUGUCUACACCUGUCCUGCUGCCUGCAGUAGACUUCAGCUUGGGAGAAUGGAAAACCCAGACGGAGCAGACCAAGGCACAGGAUGUUCUGGGAGCAGUGACCCUUCUGCUGGAGGGAGUGAUGGCAGCACGGGGACAACUGGGACCCUCCUGCCUCUCACUCCUCCUGGGGCAGCUUUCUGGACAGGUUCGCCUUCUCCUUGGGGCCCUGCAGGGCCUUCUUGGAACCCAGCUUCCUCCACAGGGCAGGACCAUGGCUCACAAGGAUCCCAAUGCCAUCUUCCUGAACUUUCAACAACUGCUCCGAGGAAAGGUGCGUUUCCUACUGAUUGUAGUAGGGCCCACCCUCUGUGCCAGGCAGGCCCUGCCCACCACAGCUGUCCCAAGCAGUACCUCUCUAUUCCUCAUACUGAACAAGCUCCCAAACAGGACUUCUGGAUUGUUGGAGAGAAACUCCAGUGCCUCAGCCAAGACUACUGGCUCUGGACUUCUGUACAGACUACAGGGAUUCAGAGCCAAGAUUCCUGGUCUGCUGAACCAAACCUCCAGGCCCCUGGAUCAAAUCCCUGGAUCCCUGAACAGGACACAUGGACCUUUGAAUGGAACUCAUGGACUCUUUCCUGGGCCCUUCCCCAGGGCCCUCAGAGCCUCCAGCCUUCCCCCAGGAACUUCAGACACAGACUCCUUGCCACCCACCCUCUGGCCUGGAGACUCUUCUGCCCCAGCCCACCCUCCAACUGGACAGUACACGCUCUUCUCUCUGCCACCCACCUCACCUACCCCCAUGGUCCAGCUCUAUCCCCAGCUUCCUGACCCCUCUGCAACCACACCUAAACCCAUUCCUACCAGCCCUCUUCCAACCGAAGGCCACUCUUACUCCCAGAAUCUGUCUCAGGAAGGGUAA
Chrysochloris asiatica (Cape golden mole) is the source of this 1068-nucleotide messenger RNA. It is a transcript of the gene THPO, whose product is annotated as thrombopoietin. Gene Ontology annotation, biological process: positive regulation of hematopoietic stem cell proliferation; positive regulation of ERK1 and ERK2 cascade; thrombopoietin-mediated signaling pathway. The transcript is spliced from 5 exons. Gene Ontology annotation, molecular function: cytokine activity; hormone activity. The coding region runs from base 1 to 1068 and encodes 355 amino acids. The record is from RefSeq and is a predicted model, not a curated record. NCBI's taxonomy places the organism in Eukaryota, Metazoa, Chordata, Mammalia, Afrosoricida, Chrysochloridae. Gene Ontology annotation, cellular component: extracellular region.